AUGUUUGUCACUGUGCUGUUUGGAGAUGACAGGAUGGAGAUGUUAAACCUUAACUGUAAACUGGUCCACUUCAUUCAUCAUCUGAAGGAAAGGUGUGGUCUGGAUUCAAGCGACUGUGUGGAGCUGAUGGACAGCACCGGGAGGGUGAUGAACCUGGAACCCAUGCAGCACAGCAUGGCCCAAGCCAGCAGCGUCCUGGCAGAGAGGCAAUGCUACAUCCUUCUGCGUGUCUGCCAAGAGAAUGAGGAAUCUGGAGGUUGUAAAUAUGUCUCUCUCCUGAAUAACGCCAAGAGUCACCCUGAGUUAACAGGACUGAUGAAGAGACUUUCAAAUCCAAGCAAGGUGUCAGAAAGAAAGAACAAAAGAGGACGAACACAAAGAAGUAGAAAAACAUGUAAUACUGACAACAAUAAGUAUCCUUAA
Cyprinodon variegatus (sheepshead minnow) is the source of this 423-nucleotide messenger RNA. RefSeq names its product chromosome unknown open reading frame, human C22orf15 (gene cunh22orf15). Lineage: Eukaryota; Metazoa; Chordata; Actinopteri; Cyprinodontiformes; Cyprinodontidae. The record is from RefSeq and is a predicted model, not a curated record. The coding region runs from base 1 to 423 and encodes 140 amino acids. The transcript has 5 exons.